AUGACACACACACCCAAGACUACCACCUCCUUCACCAAACUCCCCAACGGCAUCGAAGUCUUCUCCCGCACCGCCGGCCCCUCCGACGGCCCCGUCAUCCUCCUCCUGCACGGCUUCCCCGCCUCAUCCUUCCAAUUUCGUAACCUAAUCCCCCUCCUCGCCGCCCACAACUACCGCAUCAUCGCCCCCGACCUCCCCGGCUUCGGAUUUACCACCAUCCCCGCCUCCCUCAACUACACCCACACCUUCGCCAACCUCGCCACCACCAUUGGCUCCUUCCUCGACGUCCUCUCGAUCAAGAAAUACGUAGUCUACAUCUUCGACUACGGCGCCCCGACGGGCCUGAGACUAAUGCUGGAGCGUCCGGGCGCUACCAAGGCAAUCAUCUCCCAGAAUGGCAACGCCUACGACGACGGUAUUGGACCUUUCUGGGACCCGGUAAAGACAUUGUGGGCCGCUCAGCCUGGCACCCAAGCCGAGAAGGAUGCCAGAAAUGUGUUGCAGGGUGCCCUGUUAACCCACGCCGCCACGAAAUGGCAGUACACCGAGCACGAACCCCACCCGGAACUCGUCGACCCGGCCUCCUGGACGCUGGACUGGGCGUUGAUGAACACUCCGGAGAAUAUCGAGGUGCAGUUGGACCUGUUCAGGGAUUAUGGCAGUAAUGUGGAGCUGUACCCGGAGUUCCAGAGGUAUUUCAGGGAGAAGAAGUUGCCGGUGUUGGCGGUGUGGGGGAAGGAUGAUGAGAUUUUCAUUAAUCCGGGUGCGACGGCGUUUAAGAGGGAUUUGCCGGAUGCAGAGGUGCAUUUGUUGGAUGGUGGGCAUUUCUUGGUGGAAGCGCAGACGGAAAGGGUCGGGGUUUUGAUUCUGGAGUUUCUGAAGAAGAAUGGGAUUUGA
Molecule: messenger RNA, 897 nt
Organism: Cyphellophora attinorum
Lineage: Eukaryota; Fungi; Ascomycota; Eurotiomycetes; Chaetothyriales; Cyphellophoraceae
Product: putative hydrolase
Exons: 1
Coding region: 1-897 (298 amino acids)
Molecular function (GO): epoxide hydrolase activity
Source: RefSeq, a predicted model, not a curated record